AUGUUUGACUUAAUUUGGAGAAUGUUUCUUUGCCUUCCGGUUUUGGGAAUGACUAAAAGUGAUCUUCAGACAGUUGCAGCUACAGAAGGAGGACAGGCUAAAGAUGGUUCACCAACACCACAGCUCAGUGGCUGGCAGUUGGCAAACCCUUCUCUGCCUCCUGAAUUGAAAAAGCUUUAUGGCAUCAUGGAAGCUGAACAGGUCAACAAGCAUGUGCUGUUACGAAGGAAGCGGUCCAUUCUGUUUCCCAGUGGUGUUAAGAUCUGCCCUGAUGAAUCUGUUGAGCAGGCUAUUGCCAACCAUCUGAAAUAUUUCAGGCUCAGAGUGUGUCAGGAAACAGUCUGGGAGGUCUUCAAGACAUUCUGGGAUAGGCUGCCAGAGAGUGAAGAAUACCACACCUGGAUGAGCCUGUGUGAGGAAGGAAUGAUGAGCAUCUUUGAAAUGGGCACAAACUUCAGUCAGUCUGAGGAGCACCGGAGUCUGAUUGUGAAGAAACUGUCCUAUACAAGGGAAGCAAUGGGCAGCUCCUGCACUGACUGGUCAUGUGGUGGGACUCCAACUCCAUCUUUGGAUGCUGAUGUUACCACAUUAAGAGAUGCAGCUGCCAAUGUUCCUCCCCAUCAUGAGAUCUCCAUUGAGAGUCCUGCAGGUAGUACUGUCUAUGAGAUCGAAGAUGCAGACACUACCAUCAAUAAUGAGAUAAAGAAGCAGGAUGAGAAGCUUGUGAGACCUGUAACUGAGCAGAUGAUUGAGUUCAGCAUUUUGAUUGUUGGUGAGAAGUACAGUGAGGAGCUGAGCGACCCAACUGCUGUGAAGCGUCAACUGCUCUCUCAACAAUUCAUUUCUCAGAUUGAAAGUGUAUUUGAAGGCCUACCUGGAUACAAAAGCAUCCAUGUCCUGGAUUACAGCUCUCCCGAGGAUGACAGUGGAGUGGAAGUUCACUAUGCUGUUACAUUUGAUGGAAAAGCUAUCAGCAAUGCCACCUGGGACCUGAUUAACCUUCAUUUCAACAAGGUGGAGGACAACGCCUUUAUGGGCAUAGAGGAUAAUCCAACAGUUGUGUACACCUUCAGUGAUUUCCGAGAUUAUAUUGCUGAAAUCCUCCAGAAGAAUGCCUUGCUUGGAAACACUUCCUUGUCUUUAGACCCUAACUCUCUCCAGCUUACUAAUGUGAAAGAAAUAGUACACUCGGCCCCAGAAGACCCAUCCUGGAUUACUGAGCAUUCAUUUGUGCUGGAGCACCCGGCAUUCAAUGACAGUACCUUUUUAGCUGAACGGCCUUCAGCAGAUGAAUCAACUGUCAGCAAUACCUUGCCCUUUGAUUUCACCAAACCAGAUUCUACUUCAGAUGUUGAACAGUCUAAUGACAAUGAAAUCUGGCCAAGACCAGAAAAUCUGGACUCUGAGGACAGUUUGGCACCUGAAUCUCCGCUCUCCUCAGAGGCUGACAUCACUUCUCUGCCUGAUGGGCUGAAUUUAGAAGAUGUGAAUCAGACUCCUCAUUUGACCACUGCACCAGUGUUAGGGAGCGAUUCUGUGGACUCUCUGGAAUGGCUUUCAGCCCCCAGUUCUCUAGAUGUGUUUGAUGAUACUGGACUAGCUGAAGACCUUCUUUUGCCUUCAAGUCCUUCGCCUCACCUCAUGCCUGAAGAACCUCCAUCUACAGACGAUUAUGCAGUUCCUCUGCUUUCUGCACCAACAGUGGCCUCCUCAUCAGUCAUAGAGACUGAUAUUCAAGAAAUAGUAUCUACUGAGAAGCAAGAAGUAACUCAGGAUAGUCCUGAAGACAGUGACAAGGCAGACUCUGUAUUACAUGAGUCUGUGGAAGAAAUUAAUUUGCCCUUAGAAGUACAACCUAUGGAAGAUGAAACCGAUAUAUAUCUUGGAGACAAAGUUAUAUAUGAUGAUGGAUCUGGUUCAGCGUUUGAUGGUUCAGGAAAAGAAAUGGAAUCAAGUAUUUGGCCUUGGGAGGAAGCAACACUGGAACCAGUUUUCUACCCUAGUCCUGAUACCUGGCUUGAAGAUGACAAUGAGUCUUUGUUAAUCAGAACUGAAGAAGAUAUUCCUGAAGGCAUGAUCUUAGACUAUAUUCUUAACUCUGGGAAUAACUUAGAUGAUGUUCCUUCCAAAGAAGAUAAUGAAGGUAUGGCCAGUAUAAAAGAUAUCCUCAAUGAGUCUGAAAUAUUUGUCUUUCCAGAAACUACAACACAGCAGGCACCUCUGUUACAGACGAUAGAGCCAUCUUCUAUGGAACUACCUACACAGACAGAAACAUCAGUCAUAUAUGAUUCUUCUUUUGUUAAACCAUCCUUGGUUUUGGAGCCUUCAGUGGACCAUUCUUUUGCAGACAUGCCAACUGGAGAGGCCCCUGUCUCACUGCACAAUACAAGUCUGUCAGCAGAAGAUAGUCUCCUUACAUCUACAGGGACCGUCAGUACAGAGCAAUCUGAAGAGUCCAGUGUAGAUCAGAACAUAGUUCCAGAAACAAUUGAACAGCAAAAUGAAGACAGGAAAAUGGUAGAAGAACUAUUCACAGUGGGGCAGUCAGAUGUAACUGAAGCUGCUACAAUAGGCCACAUGGACACAAGCUCUUCAGAAACUAUUCUGACGGGAAAACCUGAUGCUUCCACAGAAGAGCAACAAAUCCUAGAUUCAUCAUUGGCAGAUCAAGACACCAUUGGAUCAGCAGUGAAGAAAACAGCUGAUGUUUGGCCUACUGAUCAAACAGUGCAAUCAGCAACGCCAACUGCCACUCAGGUUUCAACUGUAGUUCCUUCUGUAGUAGAUCACACCACUGUUCUAGAGGGGUUCACUCUGCAGGGUGGCACAGGCCAUGACACAGAUGCUUCCGUGAGUUUCAGCACUGUCAUGAACCCGUAUGUAACAGUGAGUGUGACAAGCAGCACUGUUGAACUUCCAGCAUCAUCGCCUGUGGCUACCUCAACAAAGCCAGGAGAUGAAACGAUGAGAGUCCUGGAUGUUUCAGUAGACCUGGAUCAUGUGAGCACCGUCCACUUUUCUCCUGAGCUGACUGGGGAGGGAAGGAGAAUGACUGAAAGUCACAUGGAGCUAACAACGCAUGUCCAGUCCACAGAGAUGGCCAGUGUGGCUUGGGCCACACAUGAAAAUCGCAGUAGUACUCCUAUCCCAUCACGUGCUCUAGUUGUGUUUUUCAGUCUUCGGGUUACCAACAUGAUGUUUUCAGAGGACCUGUUUAAUAAAAACUCCCCUGAAUACAAAGCAUUGGAGCAGCGAUUCUUGGAACUGCUGGUGCCCUACCUUCAGUCAAAUCUGACGGGCUUCCAGAAUCUGGAAAUCCUGAACUUCAGAAAUGGCAGCAUCGUGGUGAACAGUCGAAUGAAAUUUGCCAAACCUGUGCCUCGGAAUGUCACCAAUGCUGUGUACAUGAUCCUGGAAGACUUCUGCAACACUGCGUAUCACACCAUGAACCUGGCCAUUGAUAAAUACUCCCUGGAUGUGGAAUCAGGUGAGCAAGCAGAUCCCUGCAAGUUCCAGGCCUGCAAUGAGUUCUCAGAAUGCUUAGUAAAUCGCUGGAGUGGGGAAGCUGAAUGUGUCUGCAAUCCUGGCUACCUAAGCAUCGAUGGGCUGCCAUGCAAUAGCAUUUGUGAUCUGCAACCAAACUUCUGCCUGAAUGAUGGGAAGUGCGACAUAAGCCCUGGGCAAGGGGCCAUCUGUAGGUGUCGUGUGGGAGAAAACUGGUGGUACAGAGGGGAGCACUGUGAAGAAUACGUGUCUGAGCCACUGGUUGUGGGUAUUGCAAUUGCUUCUGUGGCAGGAUUCCUUCUUGUGGCAUCUGCUGUCAUCUUCUUUUUGGCCAGGACCCUUCGAGACCAAUAUACAAAGAGUGACACUGAGGACUCACAGGGGCAGGGUGACAGCCUUUCGUCCAUUGAGAACGCAGUUAAAUACAACCCCAUGUAUGAAAGUGAUACGACUGGCUACAGCCAUUAUUACCGGAGAUACCCUCAGCUAACGUCCUACAGUUCUACCAGUGCAGAGACAUCCACAGACUACAGCAGUGAAGAGAUCAGGCAUAUUUAUGAAAACAGUGAGCUUACUAAGGAGGAAAUUCAGGACAGAAUUCGAAUUAUAGAGCUCUAUGCUAAAGACCGUCAGUUUGCAGAGUUUGUUAGGCAGCAUCAAAUGAAGCUGCUUUAAGAAAAAAAGAAAUUGGUAGAAUGCAUGUGGGAGAUAAAGACUACCUUGUUGCCAUAGCAGUGGGCUCAGAUGUAACUGCAAAGUUACUUAUAGUCUUAACAUUGCAUGGAUGGAUACAGAUGUUUUCUAAAUGAAUGGCUAAAAUGUGCAGAUGUCUGUUUAUCUCAAUUACUUCUGGCUUUUCUGUGUAAAGUGACAUUUCUAAGAGGUGAUCAGAAGUGGCUGAGGCUAUGAAAGUUCAUUUUUCUUUAACUCUGAAAUGGACAGUGAAAGUUUGUAUACCAAGG
Molecule: messenger RNA, 4466 nt
Organism: Mesitornis unicolor (brown roatelo)
Lineage: Eukaryota; Metazoa; Chordata; Aves; Mesitornithiformes; Mesitornithidae
Gene: IMPG2
Product: interphotoreceptor matrix proteoglycan 2
Exons: 20
Coding region: 1-4179 (1392 amino acids)
Biological process (GO): visual perception
Molecular function (GO): hyaluronic acid binding; heparin binding
Source: RefSeq, a predicted model, not a curated record